AUGAAUUUAGUAAACCAGGGAGUGGUUUUCCUGAGUGCAAUUGUCUACCUUCUUAGUUUACCAAAAGUACUGUGUGGAAAGAAAUAUGCAAUGGACGAGGAAUGUGGCAGAACAAUAAAAAUGGAUGGACGGAUUUUCCACAUGGCAAACAUUCGACAGACCUUCCGAAAGAAUUACGCAAUCAACUCUAACUGUCAACUAAUAUUUGAGACAAUGGAGUCCUAUCGCUUCAUCAUUGUGUUUAAGCGGUUGGAUAUCGAGUUUGAACCUCUGUGUGACGAUGAUAACCUACAAAUAUUUGAUGGCAACACUACAUCCCAUCCCAUCGUUAAAGGGUUACCGUCCAGAAUAUGCGGGAAAGAGAGACCGCCAGGCUCCUAUGUUUCAAAAGGUAACAAGAUCUUGAUGGCGUUUCGCAGCGACUUUUAUGACGUCAGAGAUGGUUUUGAAAUUAUUCUCACUACUUUCCGAAAAGCGCCUUGUGAGGAGGAUGAGGAGUUUAAGUGUAGGAAUGGGCGGUGUAUCUCCUCCCUCCUCCAGUGUGAUGGUAUCAAUAACUGUGGGGACUACUCUGACGAGUGUCAGUGGAGCGCGGGGGUACUGUUUGCUAUCAUGGGGGCCAUUCUCUUCAUCACCGUAACAGGCAUCGUUGGUGUAAGGUUCGUUAGAAGGAAACGACUUCUCAGAAUUCCAAAAAAGGGGAAAAAAGAGAAUUCGACAGAGACAUUCAUGGAUACAUUUUCAACACCUUUGCCAGAUAUCAACCUUUUAUGCGAGCACCAUAGAAAGAGUAUUUCUAAGAGAUCCAUGGCCGCCAAACCGGAAGUGCAUCAGCAAAACUGUCAAUCCAAAGAAGAAACAAAUGACACU
This is a messenger RNA of Saccostrea echinata, 870 nucleotides long. RefSeq lists its product as uncharacterized. The record is from RefSeq and is a predicted model, not a curated record. The annotation marks the transcript as partial. The transcript is spliced from 5 exons. Gene Ontology annotation, molecular function: protein binding. NCBI's taxonomy places the organism in Eukaryota, Metazoa, Mollusca, Bivalvia, Ostreida, Ostreidae.